Molecule: messenger RNA, 2071 nt
Organism: Pipra filicauda (Wire-tailed manakin)
Lineage: Eukaryota; Metazoa; Chordata; Aves; Passeriformes; Pipridae
Gene: MPHOSPH6
Product: M-phase phosphoprotein 6
Exons: 5
Coding region: 73-588 (171 amino acids)
Biological process (GO): maturation of 5.8S rRNA
Source: RefSeq, a predicted model, not a curated record
CCGCUCCCCCCGCCCCUGCCGCGGCCUGGGCGCUACGCGAGCGCGGGGAUCCGCCGCGGCCUGCGGGCCGCCAUGGCCGCCGAGGUGAAAUCCAAGCUGUCCAAGAACCUGCUGCGCAUGAAGUUCAUGCAAAGGGGUUUGGAUUCACAAACUAAAAAACAACUAGAAGAGGAAGAAAAGAAGAUAAUUAGCGAUGAACACUGGUAUCUUGAUGUACCAGAUCUAAAGGAAAAAGAGAGCUGUAUAAUUGAAGAGAGAAGCUUUGUGCGGUGUGAGGAUCUGGUUUAUGGCAGAAUGUCCUUCAAAGGAUUCAAUCCAGAAAUUGAGAAGUUAAUGAUCCAAAUGAACUCCAAGUGCAAGGAAGAAGAAAUUGAAGUGGAUGAUAAAAUGGAAGCUGAUGUGUCAGAUGAAGAAAUGGCCAGAAGAUACGAAACAUUAGUGGGAACAAUAGGGAAGAAAUUUUUGAGAAAGAGAGACCAACAUGUUCUCAAGGAUGAUGAUGAAGAUGAGGAAGCUGAUGAAGAUAGGAAUAGUAACAUAAUACCUAGGAAAAAAGCUAAGAAAAUGUUCUUAAAACCUCAGGAUUAAUGUCAACUGCACAAGUGGAGCCAAUAGAAAUGUUACCUAAUGCCUACCAAACAGAGUAUCACGGACUGGAGACUGUUUGGAGAUUUUGCUAUUUAAUGUAAAGGGUGGAUUUGUAAAUCUGUUCUGUUCUCACUGAAAUUUCAGCCAUCCACGACAGACAUUUUUCAAAGUGGAUGUGUCUAUGAUGGAUGUCAUACAUCCUUUCCUCCCUCAGCAGCUUUUAACGUGGGGCAAUAAUCCCACCAGUCUCUUUAAAUGUUGUGCAUAACUAGAUCAAGUGUCACGUGCAAUGGAGAGCCAUGUUUUUUACAAUUUAAGAUAACAUCUGAAAGAACUAUUAAAAGCAAAGAUGAGCUGUGUCCAAUUCAGUAAGGCAGCUCAGCUUCCCCUGCUUUCUUUAUUAUGAAAAUCAAAACUUUUGCUGUCUUCAAAUUGAAAAAAGUCAGCAGAAGCAUGUUUGUCAUGUGAUUUAUUUUUGAUUUUUUACUGUGCUAAAAAUAAGAUGGGAGAAGAACAGAGAUAAAAUCCACUUUAUUGAAUUUUAUUUUUUAUAAAGUUUAUUUAAAAACAGAGGAUUUUGUAGUGCAACUUUUUUUUUAUAGAGCAAGCCAAAUAUUGGGCAACGUUUACAACUUGACAUUUGAGCAGAUUGUGAGUCUUAGUUUCUGUCUUCCAAAAGAAGUUUGCUCAUCUUGCCUCUUUUUCAACAAAAAAAUCCAAUCUUAUAAUUAUCCAAGUCUUGUCAUAAAAGCGUAAUAACGGCUUCAGAAACAUGCUUGAAAGCUGAAUAAAAACUGUGAUUUUUUUGUGGGUUUAGAUUGUGGUUUUAGCUUAUUUAAUGGAAAAAAAAAAGAUGCUUAAUACAGUCUGAUAUAAGAAGUGAUCCUGUUUUGUGCUGGCCACAGAUGUCCCAAAUACUAGUUGAGUGCACUGAUUUUUUCAGCAUGUGAUGAAGCCAUCUGAAGUAAUAGUUGGAGGAAACAUCAUGUCCUUUGGUCAGUCAGUGCUCUGAAAAAUGUCAGCGUGGUCUUGCCUAAAAUCAUAACAGUUCUCUGUGAAAUGCCUUUCAGCAUAAAAUAUUGCUAUUACUGCAUUUGCUCAGGAUGUCUGAGUUACUCAUCCUUAAUGCUGACUCUCUGGAGGAAGAGGAAUGGGUUAAACUGAAGUGAGGAGUGGCCAUUCUGUCAUGGACACAAGAGGCUUUUUUUUUUUCUUCUUUUUUUAGCAGCUCAGUGAAGCAAGACACGAAACUCAAUUAUUUAAGGAAGGAGACACUGUGUCCUGCUGUAUUUUGCAUGUGAUAUAUGAACUAUAAUCUAUAUAUCAGGAGCACCUCAUUAGAUAUUCAAGAUGGAUCACACAUGGCAAGAGAAAUAUACUUUUAACCUAGAAAGGGGACCUCAUGCAGGUGGAAAGGCUGUGAUUCAUGAUCUGAGAUAGUUUUUCGGAGCUAAUUAAAUGCUACUGGUUCAAUUACUUAAAA